Messenger RNA from Pseudophryne corroboree (corroboree frog), 3625 nucleotides. RefSeq names its product family with sequence similarity 124 member B (gene FAM124B). The coding region runs from base 709 to 1986 and encodes 425 amino acids. Lineage: Eukaryota; Metazoa; Chordata; Amphibia; Anura; Myobatrachidae. Gene Ontology annotation, cellular component: nucleoplasm. The transcript is spliced from 5 exons. The record is from RefSeq and is a predicted model, not a curated record.
ACCCUGGCAGCUUCAGUCAUAAACAAUGUUCUGACAAUAGAUGCACAGACGGAGCUCAGUACUGCUGAUGCAGAAGGGUGGUCAUUAUCCCAGAAUCAGAGGGGUCAGAGGAGGAAAGGCUGGGACUCUUCCCUUUCCAGCUCAGUAUGUAAGAGAGGAGGAAGGCACAAGAUCUGGACAGCAUGUCAGAAUGAGAACAGCUCUCUGCCACUGUAUACAAUGAACAACCCGCCAUCGUGAAGAGCAGCACCAAUCAGCUUUACCAGUGGAUAAGAAGUGCCAUUCAUGUGCAUAGAGAAACCCUGACAGAGAUUCACUGCCCACUGCAAGAACACUAGCAUGUGAACAAACCUAUAAGGAACAGCCAAAGGAAAUAUCAAAUCUCUGUAAAGAAGAGACAUUGUGGACGAAAGAUGCCAUCAAGAAUAAAAAAAGAAAGACUCCAUGGAUCUCCUGAUCCCGUUGAUGAGUGGGACGUCUGCCGACUCUGGGGUACUGUACCGUGACACAUGGACACGAUCGCUGUGGACUGUACAGGAGGGCCAGCGUUUCCGGCAAUGUUUGUGUGUUACCAUGACAACGCACAGCGAUUGGAGGCGGUGUGAGCGGAGCGGUGCACCCGGAAGUCGAAGUGACGCGGCCGGAUAUGGGAGGGAGUCCGUGGCGUCGUGGAGAGGGAAAUAACAUCUUCUGCUAAACGGCCUUUAGAUGAGCAGCAGACACAUUGUUCUGCCUGUCACCAUUCACUUGCUUGCCAGCUCUGGUCACUCUGUGGUGUUCCAGCAAGCAAUCAAUCGGCUUAUCCAUGGAUUGGGCCUUGAUACUCAACUCUUUCUGGUGUCUGAGCGGGCAGCUCCAGUACAGCGCUACGUGGAGCGCCGGAGAAAACGGGAAUUUCCAGGGAUCUCUGUGACACUCUUCCUUCGUGAAGACCUAGGUGAAGAAAGGAUAUCUCUCCUGCAAAGCUUUUUCCAGCUACCACCAUGGGAUCACAUCAACCCCGAACAUAACCAAGGUCCAUCCUCCUCAAUCAGUCAAACAUGUGAUGAUUUUUACUGUCUGGAUGCCCACAUGCCAGUGUGGGGAAUAAGACGGGUGCAUUAUGGCGCAGAGAUCCUAAGAGUUACCUUAUACUGUAGCUAUGAUAACUAUGAGGAUGCAGUGAGACUUUAUGAAAUGAUUCUGAGGAUGGAGGCAACCAGCCAGAUGGCCAGAUUCUGCUCCUUUGUAUUGCAGUCUACCAGACACACAUCCAUACAGUUCUCCUUAAAACAGCUGCCCCCAGGAGUGUCUGUACAAGUGAAAGAUUCCUGUGCUCUUCAGUUCAUCAUACAAGCCAUAGGACAACUGGUUCCCUUGCUACCUUACCCUUGUAUGCCAAUCAGUGACACACGCUGGCAAACCCAAGAUUAUGAUGGCAACAAAAUCUUACUUCUGGUUGUGGACAGCAACACAGUGGCACAAGGAGGUGAUCUAUUUGCUCCUGAGUUACGAUCAAAUCUCUGCUCUGCUCAGUUAUCUUCAUGUACCAGGCCAACCAAAAGCACACACUCGGAGGAGCAGAUUGGGCUAGGAAACCAGAAAUUUAAAGAAUUUUUUAAAACAACAUGCGAAACGACAGAUCAAAGACAAAACUUGCAUGGUACUAAUGAUAGCGAUUGUCUUAAACUGAUGCCAAGGCACCCAGACGAGACAGAAAUGAAUGUGGACACUGGACAUAGAGUUAUGAGUCUGAGACGCCACAUGCCUCCUAUUUACAGUCUAUCAAGGUGCCUGCGAAGCAUGUCAGUUUAUGAACACAGUCAUGUUUCUGAUCCAGUUUAUAAAGACAUCCAAGAUCUACCCUCUGAACAAGGAGACCCUAAUUUCCCUCUUACUGUUAAAGGGAACAAAGAACCUGACAUCAGAACAAAAAUAUUUCUCCCGGAGAGAUCUCAGAGGCACCAUAGCAAUAGCAAGAGGCUCGGAGAAGAAUUUUUCAUUUGAUGUCAGCUAACGCUGAACUUAUUCACCUUACAUUUGCACAAGUAAACUGCUUUCACGACAGUAACCAUUUAAGCUGGUUCAAAAAUUCAGUUUGAAUUUACAUCUAAAAAAAAGUAAUUCAAGAUUUAAACAAAAAAACAAAAAAAAACCAUAAAAUUAUCACUAAAAAGUACCUGUCAGCACUAAGUUAUUUAAUUAACUAGAUAGUUAUGGCAGUCUAGUGGAAUACAAGUCUUCCCUAACAUAGGCCCUCAUUACGAGUUGAUCGCAUGCAACAACUUUUUGCUGCUCGUGCGAUCAACUUGACGCCACCUAUGGGGGAGUGUAUUUUAGCAUAGCAGGGCUGCGAUCGCUUGUGCAGCUCUGCUAUGCUAAACAAGUUUCCUGCAAAACAAGACCAGGAUCAGACCUACUUACCCUGAGCGACGGAACCAGCGAUGAAGGUUCCGGGAUUGACGUCAGACAUCCGCCCUCCAAACGCCUGGAUCCGCCUCACCACAACGGCCCCGGAACGCCUCCCGCCUGUCAGUCUUCAUGCGACCGCCGCUGCGAUCACUUUCUGCGCUGGUGGCGUCGCAACGACGCACGGGCACCGCGCAGCCGCAGUCCUGACCCGAAGAAACGCUGCGUGCGAACGGGUCGGAGUGACCCCCAAAAUCUUUCCACACGGAAGCAUCUGAUUAGCAGAGUGGCUGGGAUGAUAUUCACAUGCUAAUCAGCAACUAGCAUGGUCAUGGCUGUCAUGAGAAAGUUUGGGCACCGAUACAGGGGGGAGGAAGAGUGUGUCCCGGCUUCUGGGGCAGGCAUGGACCUCGUUAUGUGACUAUGGUUGGGAAGCAAGUGUAUAAUAUCUAAACAUUUCACUAAUCUGCCACUUUAAUAAGAUGACAGUGAUUUCUAUUUAAUUAAAGUAGCUCACGUUCCUUUCAACUUAAAAAAUGGAUUUCAGAGGUUGUGGAGAAUGUGCAGUUCUGUAUUUUUGCCUGCAGAUCCAUUGUGAAUAACAAACGUCACCAGUAGAUGUCUUUAAAACCUCCUGUUUUUCAAUUUGUCAAGUCACCUUCCUUGUGAGUUUACUAUUAUUAUUGUUAUUAUUAUUAUUAUUAUUAUUAUUAUUAUCAUUGUUUAUUUGGUUAGGAGGCACCACAAAAGUAUCCAACCUGCCUUGAGAUAAAAAAAAAGUUUGUAAAAAAAAAAAAAAAAAUUCAUAUUGCAGCAUUCUCGGUUACUGAUUCUGGGCAAUUAAUAGAAAUGACCGGACUGACCACACCUGGGGUUUUAUUUACUAAGAUUCGUGUUCCUGACGAAUUGGUGGGAGUUUAAACUCAAAUUUUAUCGGCUGUCUGUUUCUGCAACUUUUUGAAAUUAUUUUCGGUAAUUUACUAAGUUGCCAAGUUUGAGUUUUUCAUAUUUUCCAAGUCGAUGUGAUUCGUAUUGUCGGGCAGUGUUUUACGGGAGUGAUUAGUAAAACACUGCCCGACAUAACACAAUGAAGCCCGGCCGGAUCAAUGAGAUCCGUGCAGGGCUUCAUUGUGUACAGCAUGAGAAGUAUUUAAACAGUUAAAAAUGUAAAUAAAAUUGCGUGGGGUCGCCCCUCCUAAGCAUAACCAGCCUCGGGCUCUUUGACCCGGCCCUGGUU